Molecule: messenger RNA, 2352 nt
Organism: Lecanosticta acicola
Lineage: Eukaryota; Fungi; Ascomycota; Dothideomycetes; Mycosphaerellales; Mycosphaerellaceae
Source: the annotation of a GenBank genome assembly
AUGGAUCGCCGUGACCGAUCUGCCCCUCCACCAGCGAGCGGCAACUACAACAUCGCACCGCCUCCCUUUGCAACCAGUUCUUCUCCGCCAAUCACCCACAACUCUCCGCCCCAACAGAUGCCUCCGCCGGCAGCUCAGCGUCCUCUCCCCAGCCAGCCAUCUGCUGCGACUGGAGUACCUCACCCGCAAUACACCCCUCUGCAAUACCAGCACCGAUAUCAUCCCUCGCAGCCUGGUUACGCAGGUCACCUGCCGCAGACAUUUGGCCACGACUCGAUGCCGUAUGGUCAGCACUUCAAUCAUCACCCUCCAGGCUAUGCUCCUCCAUACGCCCCUCACCCCUCUUACGGUCAGCCGUAUGGUUACGGUCAGUAUCCAGGAUACUGUCUUCCACCUCCACAUUUCAGCAGCCAAUACUUCACCUCGACCUCGCACUUUAUGGGCAUGGGCACGACUACCCAGCCCGUGCCAUCAGCCCCUCAACCUGGCCAUAGAUGGAACCCGCCGCUGGCACAAACGCCUCAGUACCGCGUCCCAGCAUACGGCGUCGACAACGAGCGGGUGUUGCAUCUAUAUGGCCGCAGACUCCCCCCUGUGUCUGUUUCUGGUGACUUCGUUGCGAUCCUCCAGCUUCAGAAAGCCAUCGAUAGUAAUGGCCUAAUGGUGCAGGAAGGACUGCCUGAAGCAAACACACACGCCGUGAGAGUCUCUGCGCUGUACCACGAGCAGACAGGAGCGCUUCCAGACAUCGAACAUGACGCCAAUUUCCGACUUCACCAACUGUCGCCUGAAGAGCUGCAGCAAUUCGGAAUCACCGAGAAAGAAAUCGACGACCGCUGUCCAGGGGUCUCGCAACACGCGGGCUCCCCACCUUUCAAAGAGCCCCUAGUGGAUAGGGCGCUGACUUUCCUGAACACGCUCGGCAAGUAUCAUCACCACGGCAAGCUUGGUGGUCCUCGAGUCUGGCAGGUCUGUGUCACUACGAACUCUAGAGGCAGCCAUAGAUUUCAGCACUACAAAGCUGCAGGCACCACUGCGCCGACGCAUACCUUCCACCUCUUUCGUGAGAUCGUUGGUAGGGGACACGAUUAUACUGAGAGAUGGAAGGGCUUCGUACUUGGUCCUGGAGCGCCAAUACCGGUGCGUGAGCGAGUUGAGUAUCCUCCAUCGACAAGCAGAGGCCAUCAGCGUAUUCAAGCGACCGAAGCAGAAUUCCAGAAUGCCGAAGAGGAGAGCGAAGACGAUGACUCCGCUGAUCACGCCACUCCCACUCCCACCACCUCCACCACCGCUAGCAAGACAAACAGCUCCAUGUCCCCAUCCCUCUCAACCAUCAAAAUCCAAUCCCCCGGCCUCCUCCUCACCCGCAAACUCCACCACUUCGACGGCAUCAGCUGUCCAGCGCGCGACACGCGCGCCCGCUUCCCCGCGCAUCUCAGCGACUCAGCCCUCCUCACGGGCCUCGUGCACCCGGAAGACAUCUGCGGCACGCUCCUGCUCGACCUCGCCGCGCGCAACAGCAACAAGCGCAUCGCCAACCACGUCCUCGCGCUGUACCAAGCCCUGCCCGGCACGCGCAAUAAAGCCAUGAACGCCAACGGCAUCACCAAGCGGAUCACGUUGGCGCUGCAGGCGCGGGCGGCGAGGGAGGGGCGGGGGUAUGAGUGCGUCAAGGCUGCUUUUGAUGCGGAGCGGAAGCGGAAUGGCGCUUUUGCGAAGGAGGAAGCGAGGUUGGGAGUUCGGGAUCGGAUUCCUUCUAUGCUUGGUGUUGUUAAGCGCCGGAGAGAGCGUCGCGAGAAGACGGGCGAGUCGGAGGAUGAGGAUGACGGUACGCCUGUGCCUGUGCCUGGAAAGCGAGCUCGCAAGAGCCGGGCUGCGGUGAAGACGGAGUCCGAGGAUGAGAUGGAGGAAGAGCUCCGUGAUCUUGAUGAGAUGCAAAUGAAGAGCCAGCGCUCCGGGCAGAAGAAGAGAAAAUUUCUCGUGAAGCAAGAGGAAGAUGACGACGACGACGAAGAAGACGACGAAGAAGACGGGCUGGAGCCUGCUACUAAGAAAACCAGACGUACCGCCGUGGUAGAGACCGACGUCGAGGCGCCCCGCACGCUGCGUAGUCGCAAGAGCCGCGUCAGCUACUGCGCUGCUGCUGCGAUGGCAGACCUGGACGACGACGAGGAGGAGGAAGAGGAGGAGGUGAAGGCAGAAAACUUUAGUGAGAUGGGAGCGGAGGAGGAUCGCGAAGCUGCUGCUGCUUCGAAGUUCUUGAAAGCUUUCGAAGAGGGUCAUGAUUCGGAUGAGUCGGAAUUUGAGGGGAGUGAUGAUGAUGAUGAGGGAGAGGAUGAUGAUGAUGAUUGA